This is a messenger RNA of Cercopithifilaria johnstoni, 1914 nucleotides long. Lineage: Eukaryota; Metazoa; Nematoda; Chromadorea; Rhabditida; Onchocercidae. The record is from the annotation of a GenBank genome assembly.
AUGAGAGUGGGGCUUAGGCUGUUUGUCGGUCGAUUUGUUGGGCUUCGGUUGUUUGGUUGCUUUGCUGGGCAAUCGGUUGCUUUGCUGAGUAGAGAGGUGAGAGAAGUUUUAAUAACAGCAAAUGAUGAAAAAUUGCGCGAUCCAGAGGGAUACGAAGCUAUAAUACAGUUGCAUCAUCAAAUGGAUGACGAUCAGUCUGGUUCCAUCGAUCGGUUCGAAUCAACUGAUUUUUUGAAAGAAGAUAUGCAGUUGGGAGGUUUAGACAGGGCCCAACGAGAACGUGUUUUUCAUCAUAACCACGAUGAGUUAAUAACAGUGGAUGACUUAUGGGAAGCGUGGUUUGCAUCUGAGGAGCGUUCCUGGACUACAGCUGAUAUGGUGAAUUGGUUGGAAAAUACAGUUCGCCUUCCGCAGUACUCAUCUAUUUUCAUUGGAAUGGAAAUUGACGGUCGCUCUUUACCCAGAAUGGCUGUCGCUAAUUCUAGCUAUCUGUUGUCUGAUUUGGGCAUCAAGAAUUCGGUACAUAAGCAGAAAUUGCGUCUAAAGGCAUUAGAUGUCGUUCUUUUUGGUUUUAGUGGCAAUGCAUCUCGGCUUAAAGAUAUUGCUUUGUCAGUCUUAGUGAUUGUGCUAGUUACGGUACUUCUUGUUCUCAAAGUACAGCGGACACGAUCGCAUAUGCAAAUGGAACAGUUGACGGCGAAGUUAUCACAGCUGAGAUCAAUGCAAAGCCAUUUUGAAGAUGUCCAGCAGAAAUUUGAGGAAGAACAAAGAAAAAGACAACCGAGUCGGGGUGCAUUAGAAAGCGAACAAGUUGAAACGCUAAAAUCACAACUUAUGGAAGCUGAGCGCUUGUUGGAAAGUUCUGGUUCGGCUCCUCUUGCUCUACAACCACUGUUAAGGAGGACCUGUGAACUAGAAGUGAGUUAUGUUGGACAGCAACGGAUGGAAUGUAUUGCUGAAAUGAGAGAAGCCAUUGAACACAUCGACAAACUUCGAAAAAAGCAGUCAACCCUUGUUUCCUCCAUCAAACUUGCUACGGGUGCUUCAUCAGGAACAGAUCACAUCGAUUCACGCAUUUUUGCUUUAAAAGCCCGAAUGGAGAAAAUUUCAUUGGCAAUGAGUGAAUGCCAUCAACGAUGGACUGAAAUCGAAUCACUGUGUGGUUUCCCUUUAGUUCCUACAUCAAUUACUGCUGAAAUAAUGUUUCCUUCUAUAACGACGAGUAAUGUGUUACCGAGAACCGGAUCCUCCAAUUCCUUUUAUCGUAAAUCUGAUCUAGUUGGCGGUGCAAUGACGGCAAGCAUGGCUUCAUCUUCUACACCUGGAAAUAGUCCUCCUCUUGUAAUUGAAGCUUCUUCGGAUGUUGGCGGUCGAGUAUCACCACUUGCUUGUUCAUGUGCGCACGAAGGUUUUAUACCUGCGGGAACUCGAUAUUUGGAUUCUUCAAAUUUGCAAAAACACAUUCACGAUAACAUCAAUAGUUCAAGACCCUUAAAAUUUGUAGCUGAUAGCAAUCAACCACUUCAGCGUUCCGCAUCUUCUGGAUCGUUUAACAAACCUCGAUAUCUCGGAUCUGUUGCGGAAAUGCAGAAAUCCCGAAAUCAAAUCAUCAGUUCUCUCAUGGGAACCGUUACUGACGAUGAGUUUGUAUCCACAGCUCCAACAGUUAAUAAAGUAAUUCCCCCCACUUCUUCGUCUCCAGCAACAACUGUCGGUCGUUUUUUACCGUUCAAGCAAGAUCUAAAAUUAUUGAAACGAAGUGUGUCAAAUAUAGUAUUCGGGUUAUCAUCAUCGAAUACCAAAGCAAAUGGAUUUGUAGCGAUUAAAGAAAAGAACCCAGCCGACGUUUCAACAAUUAGUAACAACAGAAAGUCAAAAUUUGGAAAUCUAUUUCACAGAACGUCAAAAAUUUAA